This is a messenger RNA of Lactuca saligna, 378 nucleotides long. Lineage: Eukaryota; Viridiplantae; Streptophyta; Magnoliopsida; Asterales; Asteraceae. The record is from the annotation of a GenBank genome assembly.
AUGAACUCUCCUCCAAGGAUGAACAAACACAUUCGAUUUGCAUCUACUUCUUCAUUCACUCACUUUGUAGAUGUUUUUGUACAACAUGGAUCAACCCCUCCUUUUAUGGAAACUACUGAACCAAUAAUCCAAGAUAAGUCAUCAUCUCCUUCUCCUCAAACUGAGAAUGUUCUUCCUAUGUCAUCUCCCAUCAAGACUUUAACUCAAUCAAUGGAUAAAUGGUUGAAUAAAGUUGAAAGGGAUGUAGUUGUGAUGAAGCGACUUAUGGCUCUAGGUGAUGAUGAUGAUGAUGAUAUGGUUUUUGAUGACACUCCAACAAACUCUCCAGACGCUGAUGCAACAAUCGAUGAACAACCCAUUCCUGACAUUGAUGACUAA